Messenger RNA from Penicillium longicatenatum, 1659 nucleotides. RefSeq names its product Peptidase S10 serine carboxypeptidase. The record is from RefSeq and is a predicted model, not a curated record. The transcript is spliced from 6 exons. Gene Ontology annotation, cellular component: fungal-type vacuole. Gene Ontology annotation, molecular function: serine-type carboxypeptidase activity. NCBI's taxonomy places the organism in Eukaryota, Fungi, Ascomycota, Eurotiomycetes, Eurotiales, Aspergillaceae. Gene Ontology annotation, biological process: proteolysis. The coding region runs from base 1 to 1659 and encodes 552 amino acids.
AUGGGUGUAAUUUCUCGGUUAACGGUGUUGGGAGCGCUGGUCCACUAUACCGCGGCUCAAUUCGUUCCAGCGCCGACCGACUUGAUCACGAAGAAAGGUCAUGCAGGUAUUAAUGUGCGCUAUAAAGAAGUGCCCGCUGGAAUCUGUGAGCAGGAUCCGGAUGUAAAAAGUUACUCGGGUUAUGCUGAUGUUGGGGAGCAUGAACACAUUUUUUGGUGGUUCUUCGAGACCAGGAAUGGAGAUCCUUCAGAAGCACCACUGACGGUUUGGAUCAAUGGCGGCCCGGGGUCAUCUUCAAUGAUCGGAUUAUUCCAGGAAUUAGGCCCAUGUGGAGUUGACUAUGAGGGGAAUGUAUACAACAACCCUCAUUCAUGGAGCAACGUGAGCAACAUGAUCUUCAUCGAUCAGCCUGCUACAACUGGCUUCUCAUACACAAUCCCUAUUCCGGGAUAUCAGGACGACGAAGGCAAUAUAAUUGAGUUACCCAACACCACAUGCCCAGAUUACGCCCAGCAAUACGGGACAUGCGGCACAUAUUCCAAGCCUGACAUCGCACUGGUUCCGAAUUCCACCCAAGGUGCCGCUCCCAACAUGUGGAAAACUCUGCAGGGAUUCAUGGGUGCAUUCCCACAGUACUCAAAGAACGGCUUCAAUUUCGCUACUGAGAGUUAUGGGGGUCACUAUGGGCCGGUUUUCAACACCUACUUUUUGGAGCAGAACGCCAAAAAGAUUCCUGGCGCAAUCGAUAUCGAACUCGAGAACGUAUUCAUCGGUAAUGGCUGGUUCGAUCCCCUGAUCCAGUACCAGGCAUACUACAAUUUCUCUGUGUUCCCCGGUAACACAUAUGAUUACGAUCCAUACAACGCAACUAUAAAGGCGGAGUGGUAUAACAACCUUUACGGAAAGGGAAACUGCGUUGACCAAACUCUGGAAUGUUAUGCCACCGGCCGUAAUGAUAUCUGCUCCGCAGCCGACGACUUCUGUGCGGAAAAAGUCGAGGAGCUUUACGAUAUCUACUCGGGUCGCGAUGAAUAUGAUAUGCGUGAAUUGAGCUCCGAUCCGUUCCCUUACGUGUUCUAUGUGGACUAUCUCAAUUCCCCGAAGGUUCAAGCGGCGAUCGGUGCAUACCAGAAUUUCUCCGAGUCGUCUAACACUGUUGGUACUGCUUUUGGAAGUACCGGUGAUGACGACCGUAUGUCUGGCACCAUAGGCGACGUGAAGAAGCUGAUAGAAUCGGGUGUUCAGGUGGUCAUGUAUUUUGGCGAUGCCGACUAUAACUGCAACUGGCUUGGUGGUCAAGUUAUCGCAAAGGAGAUCAAUGCUCCUGGGUACGAAGAGGCAGGCUUUGUCAAUCUCACCACUUCGGAUGGGAUCGUUCACGGACAGGUCCGACAAAGUGACUUGUAUACUUUUGUCCGUAUUUAUGAAUCUGGUCACGAAGUCCCAUUCUAUCAGCCUCUGGCUGCAUUAUCGUUUUUCGAGAGAGGUCUCUCUCGAAAGGACAUCGCUACCGGAAAGAAGCAUAUGAAACAGCAUGGGGGCUAUCGAACUGUCGGAGCCGCUACAAGUGAUUACCGAGAGGGAAAUGGCACGAUCGUCUUCAAGGAUCUUCCGAGUAAUGCCACUUACAACACGACUCUUAAUGGACCUAACCCAUAG